Schizosaccharomyces japonicus yFS275 is the source of this 1221-nucleotide messenger RNA. Its product is annotated as 20S proteasome component alpha 4 Pre6. The record is from RefSeq and is a predicted model, not a curated record. Gene Ontology annotation, biological process: ubiquitin-dependent protein catabolic process; proteasome-mediated ubiquitin-dependent protein catabolic process; proteasomal ubiquitin-independent protein catabolic process. Lineage: Eukaryota; Fungi; Ascomycota; Schizosaccharomycetes; Schizosaccharomycetales; Schizosaccharomycetaceae. Bases 103 to 879 code for a protein of 258 amino acids. Gene Ontology annotation, cellular component: mitochondrion; proteasome core complex; proteasome complex. The transcript has 3 exons.
GCGUAGCGCGUUUUAAUUAAGCUGACGCGACCAAACCAUGAAGGAGGGUCACACCGCUUCGAAAGCCCUCUCCCUUUACCACACAGAAAACACCAGGAAAAUAUGUCUGGAUACGACCGUGCAUUGUCGGUUUUUUCGCCUGAUGGCCGUCUUUUACAAGUAGAAUACGGACAAGAAGCUGUUCGUCGCGGUACCACUGCUGUCGGUGUUCGUGGUGAACGAGUUGCAGUAAUCGGUGUAGAAAAAAAGACAGCCGCUAAGCUUCAAAACAGUAGAAGUUCACAAAAAAUUGGCCUUGUUGAUGAUCACGUUUGUUUGGCUUUUGCCGGGUUGAACGCUGAUGCUCGUGUUUUAAUUGAUAAAGCUCGUGUUGAGGCCCAAUCUUACCGUCUUAAUCUCGCAGACCCAGUUACGGUUGAGUAUAUUACGCGUUAUGUUGCCGGUGUUCAACAAAAAUAUACACAAGCUGGAGGUGUCCGCCCUUUCGGCGUGUCCACUUUAAUUAUGGGUUUUGACGUUAAUGACACAACACCUCGCUUGUUCCAAACGGAACCAGCAGGUAUCUACAACGCUUGGAAAGCUACAGCCAUCGGACGUUCUGGUAAGACGGUUCGUGAGUUUUUGGAGCGUAACUGGAAGCCCGACAUGAGUCGUGACGAAGCCAUUCACUUGACCGUCAAAAGUUUGCUUGAGGUUGUACAAACCGGAGCAAAGAACAUCGAAGUAGCUGUAAUGGAACCAGGAAGCGCUGUUCAGUUCUUGCCUUUGGACACAAUUGAAGCAAUUGUUAAGGAUAUCCAGGAAGAAAAGGAAGCGGAGGCAACUCGCAAGAAGAAUGGCGGUCGUGUCGGUACAUCCGGUGCUGCUACGACUCAGUAAACUGUGCUUUUAUUACAUGUUUUCUUCCUCAUGACUCGCUCCAAUCGAAUUGCUUUGGUAUGCCAAGCUUGCUCAUGUCAAAGUGACAAUGGUGCAGCCCAAAAAUAUAACGGUUGUAUCUUUACGACGGAAAACGUUUCCCAUAUCAUUUCAAUAACAGAAAUACAGACUACGAAUUUAUGUCUUAUUUACGUAAACCAAAAACGAGAGCUCCACUGUUUGUAGAGGGCUUUGCUACUGUGAUGGAAAGAGCGACGUAGAAAGUUAUGGGGAACAUAAUUCAAAGUUUUUAUUAUGAGAACAUUGAUAACGGGGGGUUGUGUUUAAAAUUAAAUAGGAAGG